Messenger RNA from Enterobius vermicularis (human pinworm), 1971 nucleotides. The record is from the annotation of a GenBank genome assembly. Lineage: Eukaryota; Metazoa; Nematoda; Chromadorea; Rhabditida; Oxyuridae.
AUGAGUUUUUCAAGUGACGACAUCAACUACCUUAUAUAUCGAUAUCUGCAUGAAUCGGGUUUUGAGCAUUCCGCGUUUACCUUUGCAUCUGAAUCUCGGGUUUUGGAAUCAGGAAUAGCGGGUAGCGAUAUACCGAUGGGAGCGCUCAUUAACGUCGUGCAGAAAGGAAUUUUUUACACGGAGGCUGAAUUAUGCUCCAUUGCAAGUACAAGUGCGGCAGGUGAUGCUCGUAGUGAUAAACCCGUGAUGGAUAAUCUGACUUUAUUGGAAGCUGUGCUGAAUGAUUUGUCGGCAACCAAGGAACGAGAGAAGGCAAGUGGGGAAGAUUCUAAAGCCUCAAAAUCGGUUUCCGUAGUUAAUAGCAAUGAGAAACAUAUGCAACAAGUGCGAGAUAGAGAAAUGAGAGAGAUUCAUCAAGAAAGAAGAAAUGGGCCUGGAGCUUCCAAAGAAGAAGAUAGUAUUCCAAUUACUCAAUGUUCGUUCAACGCACCCGUUGCUAGUGGUUCUUCCUCGAAUGCAGCGGGUUUUAGCGGGAUGAAUAACUUGAAUAACCAAAUGGCGUCAAGUAGCGCUAAUAGUCAUCACUCACUUCCAUCCUCAACAAAUCAGAAUUAUAGACAGCAUCAAGUUUUUACUGGAAAUCAUCAGAUUAAGGUGGAGCGAGAGAGAGAAUCUAGAGAUCGUGUCGUUAAUAAUGGUCAAGUCGGGAAAUUAAAAAUAGCUGCAGAAUAUAGGGCAACACAUGCUAACGGGCGAUCACGAAGAACACAUUUUAGGAAUAUUAACGGCACGCCCAUGGAGUUGGACGGGGUUUCAAUAGGCCGUAUGAAAAAUGGUAAUGGGACAUAUGCAUCUUCGCUGCCAAUGGAGAGCAAACCUUAUGAAAUCAGCAAAGAGAAGAUACGACGAUUGGAAGGUCAUGAGAGCGAAGUGUUUGUGUGUUCUUGGAAUCCUGUAAAUGAUCUCAUCGCUACGGGGUCUGGCGACAGCACUGUGAAGAUUUGGAACACUAGAGGAUCAGACUUGUCGUCUACGACGUCUCAGACAAUAAUAAGUACUGUGAAAACUCUCAAACAUACUUUUGCAGCUAGUAUUAGUGAGAAAAACAACAUCAAAGAUGUCACUUCUAUAGACUGGAAUUGCAACGGUGAUUUGCUUGCAACUGGUUGUUAUGACGGAAGGGCAAGGGUUUGGAAGCAGGAUGGCGAUCUUAUUUGUGUAUUAGCUGCACACCAAGGCCCUAUUUUUGCUCUGAAGUGGAGCGAAAAAGGUGAUAAAAUUUUAAGCGCCGGAACAACUAUUGUGUGGAACGCUGACCGUGGUAUUGAAAUGCAACGGUUUCAACUUCAUUCCAGUUCAGCCUUGGAUAUUGAUUGGAUCUCUGAUGACACUUUUGCAUCAUGUAGUACUGACAAACAGAUCUUCGUCUGCAAGCUCGGAUGUGAUAAAGCUUUGAUGACCUAUUCGGGUCAUACGAAUGAAAUCAAUGCCAUUAAGUACGACGUUCAUUCGCAGCUUCUAGCGUCUUGUUCAGAUGACAUGACUCUUAAGAUAUGGUCUUUACAUAGCGACAAAUGGGUAUAUAAUUUUGACUCUCAUGAAAAAGAAAUUUAUACAAUUCGGUGGUCUCCUUUGGGCUACGUGGUUGCUAGUGCGUCAGUGGAUCAGACAGUAAGACUAUGGGAUGCGAGAGAUGGCAAGUGUUUGCAAACUCUCGUGAGGCAUACAGAGCCUGUAUAUUCAGUGAAUUUUUCACCGGAUGGCACAUAUGUGGCUUCUGGAUCUUUUGAUAGAUCCGUGUGCAUCUGGGAUGUUAAGACUGGGAGUAUAGUUCAAACUUAUACUGGGGACCUCAGUGAUGGUGGAGUAUUUGAAGUGGCAUGGAACUGCCGCGGGGAUAAAGUUGCUGCUUCUACAAGUGGUGGGACGGUGAUAAUACUGGACGUGCGUCACUUAAAAAGAUCUUUGUAG